AUGCUGAACUUCAUGCUCGACUCCCUUGAACCAUUCAUAGAUGCCAUCUCCAUUCUUCAAAGAUUUGAUCAUGACACGGCCGAUUUAGAAGGCUCUCCAACCAUGUUCUCCAUAAUAAUCUCCUUAGCUUCUUCCCCUCCUUCCCUUUUAGCCCUCCAAAUCAUGCCUCAAUUCUUCUCCCAUUUCUCUUGCGAUCAACUUCAUUAUGUCAACGUCCCCAUUGCCGAAGUCGCUACCAUCAUCUCCAAUAUGGAACGCGACGGUUUUUAUUCAUUCGUCUUCUUUCUUCUCGCUAACCAAGAACGCAUCGCCUUUGCAUUUAAGCGUCAUAGCCAACAACGUCGAUGGGACACAAGGCAACUUAAAUCGGAACCAUUAGAACCAAAGAAAGUAGGCGAAAUUGACUAUUCUUCCUUUGUUUCAAUUGAUUUAGAGGAGUUCAGAUCGAGUGUCAUAACGUUAUGUGCUGGUCGAGCUUUGGUAACUAUUACGAAUUCCGAAAUCUCGUUCGAUGUUCCAUAUAUAAAUCGAGAGAUUAUUCUUUCUAAAGAGAAAAGAGAAUGCAUAAUAGGGGGUUUUGAAGAAGGGGAAAAAGUAAUAUCUGAAAUCACUCUGUUUCCCAUAAAGUUGUUGAAUAGCUCGAGAUUGAAAAGGUUAUGGAUUUUCAAGACAAAUGAUUCGAGUGUUAUAAUACUCGUUGCUCCGACAGGAUUAUGGCAGUAG
This is a messenger RNA of Cucurbita moschata (crookneck pumpkin), 723 nucleotides long. RefSeq lists its product as uncharacterized. The coding region runs from base 1 to 723 and encodes 240 amino acids. The record is from RefSeq and is a predicted model, not a curated record. NCBI's taxonomy places the organism in Eukaryota, Viridiplantae, Streptophyta, Magnoliopsida, Cucurbitales, Cucurbitaceae. The transcript has 5 exons.